Perognathus longimembris pacificus (Pacific pocket mouse) is the source of this 596-nucleotide messenger RNA. It is a transcript of the gene Tomm20, whose product is annotated as translocase of outer mitochondrial membrane 20. Lineage: Eukaryota; Metazoa; Chordata; Mammalia; Rodentia; Heteromyidae. The record is from RefSeq and is a predicted model, not a curated record. Gene Ontology annotation, cellular component: mitochondrial outer membrane; mitochondrial outer membrane translocase complex. The coding region runs from base 126 to 563 and encodes 145 amino acids. Gene Ontology annotation, molecular function: transmembrane protein transporter activity. Gene Ontology annotation, biological process: protein import into mitochondrial matrix; tRNA import into mitochondrion; protein targeting. The transcript is spliced from 5 exons.
CGCUCGGCCUUUCCGCGUCCAGGCGGGCGGGCGUCGGCUGCGUGCGGCCCGCGCGCGGUGAAGGCUCGCGGCCAACCGCCCCGUUGCCCGCCGCGGCCGGCCGGCGCACGCCGCAGUCGGAGACGAUGGUGGGCCGCAGCAGCGCCAUCGCCGCGGGCGUGUGCGGGGCCCUCUUCAUCGGCUACUGCAUCUACUUCGACCGCAAGAGGCGGAGCGACCCCAACUUCAAGAACAGGCUUCGCGAGCGAAGAAAGAAACAGAAGCUUGCGAAGGAGAGAGCUGGGCUUUCCAAGUUACCUGAUCUUAAAGACGCUGAAGCUGUUCAGAAAUUCUUCCUUGAGGAAAUACAGCUUGGUGAAGAAUUACUAGCUCAAGGGGAAUACGAGAAGGGUGUGGACCAUCUGACCAACGCCAUCGCCGUGUGCGGGCAGCCACAGCAGCUGCUGCAGGUGUUACAGCAGACUCUGCCGCCUCCCGUGUUCCAGAUGCUUCUGACCAAGCUUCCCACCAUUAGUCAGAGAAUUGUAAGUGCUCAGAGCUUGGCCGAAGAUGAUGUGGAAUGAGAAAUAACAGCAUAAUAAAGUAUCAGUUAAAAU